CACCUGGGGACAAAGGUGCGAUGGGAAUCCCUGGGCGGCCGGGACUAAAGGGGCAAUCUGGAGAGAAGGGUGCUCCAGGAGAAGCUGGCAUGUCCAUCAUCGGGCCCCGUGGCCCACCCGGACAGCCUGGAACAAGAGGUUUUCCUGGAUUCCCGGGCCCUAUUGGCUUGGAUGGCAAACCGGGGCAUCCUGGACAGAAGGGAGAGAUGGGUGCUGCAGGUCCCAGGGGACAGCCUGGACCCCCAGGACAAAAAGGAGAGAAGGGUCAGUGUGCAGAGUACCCGCACAGGGAGUACCUAAGUACCACACUCGCAGCCCUGCGCUCUAACCAGAUCCUUACGCUGAAGGGUGAACAAGGACAGGCAGGGAUCCAAGGGCCCCCGGGGCCCCCUGGCCCACCAGGGCCCCCUGGACCAGCUGGACCUGAAGGAAUCCCGGGACGUCCUGGGCCAGUUGGACCCCCUGGCAGAGCAGGAGAACCUGGGAAGCCUGGCAGAGAUGGAAAGGGCUUACCUGGGCCUCCUGGACCAAAGGGAGAUGCUGGCAUUCAGGGAUACCCUGGCAGAAAGGGUGAGGCGGGUGAGGCAGGCCUGCCCGGUGCCCGUGGCCUCCCUGGAGCCUCUGGCCCCAAGGGUGAAAAAGGGGAUGCUGGCAUCAAGGGGGAGAGAGGCAUGCCAGGGCUGCCAGGAAGACAUGGCUCUAAGGGCGCUCCGGGGCUGGCGGCCGCCGGGAUGAAGGGCGAGCCUGGGACUCCAGGAGAAAAGGGAGAUUCUGGACUGCCAGGCAGGAUGGGCCCCCCAGGUGUGCCAGGGAAGAGGGGGCAGCGGGGUGAGAAGGGACGAGCUGGUGACCCUGGAAUUCCUGGACUUCCUGGCCCAAAGGGAGAGAAGGGAAUUGCUGAGAAUGCCUUGGUGGGAGCUAAAGGAGAGCCUGGCCCUCCAGGUCUGCCUGGACCCCCUGGACCAAAGGGAGAAGCUGGUGACGUUGGUCAGCCUGGUGCUGCAGGAUCACAGGGAGAAAAGGGGGAACGUGGCUCACCAGGAGACCAGGGACCCAUGGGCCCAAGGGGCCCCAAAGGAGAGCCUGGGAAGGAUGAAAUGAUGGACUAUGAUGGGAACAUCAGUGAAGCUCUGCAGGAAAUACGAACUUUGGCCUUGAUGGGACCCCCAGGACGUCCAGGUGUGGCUGGGCCUCCAGGGCCACCAGGACAGAAGGGUGAAAUUGGCUUGCCAGGUCCUCCAGGCCACGAUGGAGAAAAGGGCCCGCGUGGCAAGCCUGGAGAAAUGGGCCCCCCUGGGCCCCAGGGGCUGCCAGGGAAGGAUGGAGCUGCUGGCAUGAAGGGAGAGCCAGGCCCCGCCGGGGGCAGAGGAGAGAAGGGUGACAGGGGAGAGCCAGGACAAGCGGGGCCACCGGGUCUAGAUGGCCCCACUGGAGAGAAGGGAGAACAAGGUGACCAAGGGAUGCCAGGACCAUCAGGAUUGCCAGGGCCCAUUGGACUUCCAGGACUGACAGUAUCUGGGCCCCCUGGCCCCCAGGGCCCUCCAGGACCUCCAGGUCUUCAGGGUGUCCCAGGACCCAAGGGGGAAGCAGGGAUUGAUGGAGUGAAAGGAGAGAAGGGUGCCCAGGGUGAAAAAGGAGACCGAGGGCCGCUGGGAUUACCCGGUGCUUCAGGCUUAGACGGCAGGCCUGGACCAGCGGGUAUUCCAGGACCAAUUGGGGCUUCGGGACCAGCAGGACCAAAAGGAGAAAGGGGCAGUAAAGGAGACCCUGGAGUUGCAGGACCAAUGGGGCCAGCAGGGCUUCCUGGUUUACAAGGUCUACCUGGUGACAAGGGAGUCCGGGGGGAGAGGGGCAAGAAAGGCUCUAGAGGGUCUAAAGGGGAUAAGGGAGACCAAGGAGCACCUGGAUUAGAUGCACCCUGUCCGUUGGGAGAAGAUGGCCUUCCAGUUCAAGGCUGCUGGAAUAAGGGUCAAACUCCUUGGCUGAUAGCCAGAAAGUGAGUCUGAGGGUGCAGAAGCUUGGGAAAUGGCAGCAGAGGGAAAGGAGAAGGAGGACCUUCCUGAAGAUUUGCUGGAGAUGUUUUCAAGUUGCCUCCCUGGAGCUUGGGAAGAGUUCCUCAGCAGGGCACCAGGAAUGUGUGCCCAGAUGCUGGGCCUGCAGGAGCUCGGCGUGCCAGCACUUUCUGCUUUGCUUUCUGGUUUCUCCCAGAGGCCAGUGGCAGGGGUUGAGAAUGGCACCAUUUAUUUUAUUUUUCUUUGGUCAUUUUCACUUCACUCUACUAUUGUGGUCAGACUCUUCAGAUGAAGGAUUAGGCUCAUUUUCCAGAAGCAGCUGCAUAAAUGAGUGCAAGACAUAGACAAUAUUUCUGGGAGGGGAUCCUUUGAUCCAAGAAAGAAAUACUUCUUGAAGAUUUCUCUUUAGAAGAGCAGAGAAACCCCAGAACUGUGUUCAGUUCAGAGUGCUGCUCAGAGAGGAUGUGAUAACACUUUUUGCUACCAUUUCUGGUUACCAGGUGACAAACUUCCACCUGUGUCAUUGAUGAUUCCAUCUUUAACCUUUUCAUCACAAACUUUCUUCUCCCAUUUAAUUAUAAGGAAAUGACAUUGGUUUGUUUGGGUUUUCUAAAACCAUACUGGAUUCUGAAGGCAUGAAAUAUGUUGUCAAGAAGAGAAAAAUAUGGAGUGUGGAGAAAGUCUGGUUUUACUGACUAAU
This is a messenger RNA of Melospiza melodia melodia, 2712 nucleotides long. Its product is annotated as collagen alpha-1(XIII) chain-like. The transcript has 41 exons. The record is from RefSeq and is a predicted model, not a curated record. NCBI's taxonomy places the organism in Eukaryota, Metazoa, Chordata, Aves, Passeriformes, Passerellidae. The coding region runs from base 21 to 2000 and encodes 659 amino acids.